CCUAAACCGACAUGGUACACGACUGCAGUCGAUCGACAACAUGACCAAGGGAAAUGCAGUUUGCUGGUAUAUAAGUUCUGCGCGAAGAAACAGCUGACAGUCCUGGAGUAACGGCGCCAUGGCAACGCAAGAGAUGCUGUUUGUGAUGUGGAUGAUCUCGGCAAUACUUCUUCAAAUAGCAUCAGGCCAGUAUAGUCUCAGCCGUGGCCGGGCAUUACCUGCUUCGGCACAGCAGGCGGAGCGCGACCAGCCCUUGAGCCAAGCCUACAUCCAAAACGCCGAUUACAACGACCAGGGUCAGUAUCUUGCUGAUGCAUACCAAGACCAGGGGAAGUAUGCCACUGGAAAUAAUCCUGUUCUGUAUUCUCGACCCAUCCUUACCCAUGGCAGAACCAGCCAUCCUAAAGAGAAUGAAUAUAAAAUCCCUGCCAAGCCAGCCACUCCGGUGUACAGGCCGCAGUCUAUUGAACACAAACGAGACCCGACUCACCGCCCCGCCCAGGCAUCGAACAGCCCCCUUCCUUCGGGCUACAAAAAUGUAGCCAACAUCGUCUUCGCCGGCAUCCCCGAGGAAGGUUUUGACGGCGCCGAUUACGAGUUCGCAACUUAUCACGGCCACCCCGAGGCACAGGGGUUUGGUUAUGCAGUCGAUGACAACGACAACGGCAACAAAUUUACCCACAACGGCUACUCCGAGGGUGACACGACGAAGGGCGAGUACCGCGUCCUGCUGCCCGACGGCCGCACGCAGAUUGUCACUUACUCAUCAGACCCAGAGAGAGGCUACAUGGCUCGGGUCUCGUACGAGGGGACGGCCAGGCCCUACACGCCCCCACAGGCGGAGAAGUAUGCUUCCGUCCGCAACAAGCCUUGACUGGUCCGCAGUGCAGGGCAAGUCUGCAUCUCACCGAUUCUUCGCUGGCCUUUAGCAUCUUGUUAAUGCUGUGUGUGUGUGUGUGUGUGUGUGUGUGUGUGUGUG
Molecule: messenger RNA, 979 nt
Organism: Penaeus chinensis
Lineage: Eukaryota; Metazoa; Arthropoda; Malacostraca; Decapoda; Penaeidae
Exons: 3
Coding region: 119-874 (251 amino acids)
Cellular component (GO): extracellular matrix
Source: RefSeq, a predicted model, not a curated record